AUGCUUGGCUGUCUGAAAAGUCUGUGUCCUUGUCUAAAAGAGUUGGCCAAGCUUCUGACUCAGGGCAUACUUCCUUCAAGCCAUCUAUUCACAUGGGCGGAUGACACAACUGCACAUUUGGGAAUCUUUGUAACAAGCGGGAACGCCGAACCCAUGGAAGUACUCACUACCGCGUUUCAAGCCAUUUCCAGGCUUCAAGGAUCUAAUGGUGGGGCAUUUGGGCUCCCGGUUACGGUCAAUGAUGCAGCCACAUCGGGAACUACCAACGCAGACGACCCAAAUACAAAGUGGUUCAACAUGGCAUAUCAAUCCUUCAGGGCGCAACAAUGGCAUGUGGUGCAGCUGUCAGAGCCGUUAUGCAAUAAGGCCCAAUACAGCUUGUUCUUUUGGUGUGCCUCCUGGUCAAAAUCCGCAGAAUCACCCAGAGCUUGGAUCCCCAACCCAGAACACAGGCCCUUAGCAGUAGAUACAAUGAAUGUUAACUCCCCGGGGGAAGGUACCAGUGCUCUUUCAUUGUAG
Messenger RNA from Tremella mesenterica DSM 1558, 519 nucleotides. RefSeq lists its product as uncharacterized. The record is from RefSeq and is a predicted model, not a curated record. The transcript is spliced from 2 exons. Lineage: Eukaryota; Fungi; Basidiomycota; Tremellomycetes; Tremellales; Tremellaceae. The coding region runs from base 1 to 519 and encodes 172 amino acids.